This is a messenger RNA of Zingiber officinale, 1893 nucleotides long. RefSeq names its product E3 ubiquitin-protein ligase RFI2-like. The coding region runs from base 184 to 1413 and encodes 409 amino acids. Gene Ontology annotation, molecular function: ubiquitin-protein transferase activity. The transcript is spliced from 6 exons. The record is from RefSeq and is a predicted model, not a curated record. Lineage: Eukaryota; Viridiplantae; Streptophyta; Magnoliopsida; Zingiberales; Zingiberaceae.
GAUAAUAAACCGAUGCGUUCUGAAUCGCUUUUGUAGCAAAGGAGAGUGUAGGGGAGGAGAUCGGGCAUUUCUUCGAGGUGGAAAUCUAGGGCGCAGGCGCAACGAAGGAGUUUGUGGAUUGGAUUACGGCGGACGCUGCUCCUCUCGUCGUCCUUCGUUGCUCGAGGGUUAGGGCAUGCAGGGAUGGAACUCGAGGAGCUGGUUAAGGAAGGAAAAGAAGGCGAGGAGGUCGUGCACGACGUUGCCUGCUCGAUCUGCCUUGAGGCCGUGAAGAGCAGAGGGGGCCGAGCCACUGCUCGGCUGCAAUGCGGGCACGAAUUCCAUCUAGAUUGCAUUGGUUCUGCCUUUAAUGCUAAAGGAGUGAUGCAAUGCCCGAAUUGUCGAAAAGUUGAAGAGGGAGGAAAUUGGCUCUACUCAAAUGGCUGCCAUCCAACUCCAGAUCUUGUUGUCGAUGAGUGGAUGCACAAUGAAGACCUUCACAAUCAUAGUUACACUGAACCUUCAGAUGGAGGUCAUUGGUGCCCUUUCAGUGGCUUGGCAAGAAUUCAAUCACUGUUUGAGGAAGGUGAAUCUUCUUCAGCUGUUGCUUUUCGUGAUCUUUUUGGAUAUCAUGGUAUUAUGACUGAGCACCAGGCUACCAUGUCAUCAACUCAUCCCUGCCCUUUCAUAGCUCACACACAAUGGCUCCAACCUCCUCCCAAUCAUUCAACAUUUGAUUUACAGCCUGAUGGUCUUGGAUAUCACCAACAAUGGAGUUAUUUCUCGAGACCAAGAGAUACUCACACUCGAAUUGCGGCACUAAAUAAUUUGCGAAAUCAUGCUUGGGGACAUCACCAUCAUCCAUAUUACCCUCCUAAUGCCCACAUUAACAGUGCUGAUCUAGCAUCUCACUUUUCAAGGUCUGAAACAGAUGGUUUUCCUAGUGCCGAUUCUGUUUUCCCUCCAUUUGUUUUCAGCCACAGAAAUGGCUCGAGACCUGGAGCUACCAGUUCCUCUGUUCCCCCCAUGGUUCCACCGCACCCUAGAACCCUUGCCAAUUUUCCUGAAGUCUACCAGCGUCAAAAUUCUCAAAAUGUGCACGGAACAAACAUGCCACAGCCAGCAAACUGGAGGGGUGUCAAUUCAGGAGAACAGGCAUGGCCUUUCUUGAUAUCUUCAACCGUUUCUUUCAAUGCCGGGGCAAUUCAAAAUAUCGGUCGCCAUCCAUGGGAGCCUGAUGAUGCAUCGACACAUCUGUUUUCACCUGUUGGCAGGGAAUUCAUUGCCGGGGGCCCUUACCCUCAGCCAAAUGGUGCAUCAGAUUCCAACUCUCCGAUGAACUACUUGCUGCUGCCGAAUGGCCCCGAGAGGUUAUCAGUGCAAGCUGGAUACAACCAAACAAUACCUCCAGCUUGCAUGCUGUCCCUGAUGUGAUGCAAAUCUGCCAUUUCUAGACACUGAUCUAUAUUUCAUUUCGGGAUAUACAAAUAGUCGACUUCCUCAAGUCUCUCCAUAAACUAUGAUUGGCUGCCCUUGGUCGCAAAGCUUCGAAGUAGUUCUGUUUGGACUGCAUCCAUCGUUUAUAAACAUCGCGGACAUGUCUAUUCUCAUGGAUAAGAUGAAUGACCAGAAAUGGCAUGAUUGAAACAAUCUGUUUUUAAACUCUUAGUGAUGGGAAGACCCUCAUAAGUUUAAAAGCCUGCACAUUUUCUUUGUGGGAAAAUGUAUCGUCAAAUUAUAAGCUAUUUUCCCGAGUCUUCAGUGAAACGAAGACCAUCUGUACAUUCGAAAAGCAGAUGCUUUACUUCUCUUUUUAGUCGCAUUUUGACUGCAUGGCUGAAUGAUGCACAUUAGUACACGCGUCAACACUGGUGGGCGUGUUUAUGUAUUUGAUUAUUUAAAUGUUUUGGGUUU